AUGAACUCUGUUCAGCAUAAACAAAUCCAAAACCUGCUUACUUAUAAUGAUUCAACUGACACUGAUAUACUGCAUUCCACCUUAACUCAAAUAUACGCUCAUUGUCCUUAUACAGGUAUUCCAACUAAUCUUAUAAUUGAAAUUAUACCAUUUUUGUGCAAUGCGGAUUUUAUUUCCAUCUCCACCAGGGUCUAUAUCAUUGAGCGUUGUUUGCUUCCUAGAGGGUUCCUGCCAGCAUCGAUUGUUUUGACCGUAGCUAAACGGCUAGGCAUCCAGAGUCCGCAGAAUCCUUAUAAGCCGGUCACACCCAUAGCAGUCCAGGUUGCUCUUUGUAAAUGGUUGUGCCAUGUCUAUCCAAUAAUAGUUGAUGCCAACGAUGCCUUUAAAAAGACUUACGCUAUAUGGUUUCAAUUAUGGAUGUUCGACUACUUACAAGAUUGGAUUACCUAUUUGUUACUAUGGUCAACUACAUCAAGAUCCCAGAUAGUCGGUUAUCGGGUCAACGUCCUUCUGAAAUUUGGGUUGCAUCCGGGCUAUGCGAACAGUAGAGCACUUGCUACUUUAUUGCUAUAUCAUUAUAGUCGAUUAAAUCCUACGGAGCAGGUUCAAUCUUCUAUAAACAAGCUUAAGUGUAACGCCAAAAGACUAGCAUCAGUACAAAACUUUCCCAUAGAUGAAACCUUUGUUGAUAAUGCUUCAGCUGUAUUAUCUCAGGCAGGAGCAAUGAGCAAGGAGCUAUUUAAAGAUGUUAUGACUAGUCAUUUAGACGCCUUAAAAUUGGCGAUUCCUUCUGAUAGUCACGGUAGCACUAUAACAGGAACUGCAAUUGAGAACAAUCUCACAUUACAACAAUUUGCAGGCCAAAUUGAAAAAUAUCAAGUUCCCGUUGAUUACUUAUCAACAUUGGUGGGUACAGGCUACAAGCGGUUAUUACUGGCAUUCCUGUCACCCGAAGCUAAAGAAUCUUUUAAAAUAUGGACGCGGAUUGCAAUACAACAAACUGAGGCUGAAGCAGGUCAGCUUACAAGUAUCUUUAGAUUACUACGUGCUGCUGGUGAUGGGAAGAUUGAAUUUGAGGAUUUACUUGAGACAUCUUCCUUUAGCCGAUUGUACAAUCUAAGGUCAUUACAUUUGAUGCCCUUAGUUUCAGAAAUUGAUUCCUCACCGGCUGUUAUUAAAAAGUUAUUUGCCAAAUACAAUAGCCUAUACGAUAAGUGGAGUAUAGAUCUUUACUUCUUUAAUAUUGGUUUAAGCUUGCUCCUUCUAUGCCAAGCACAUGACAAUAGGCGAUCUAGUUUUCUUUUACAGAUAUAUUCCACAUUUAUGGAGAACUAUGUUAGCGCUGCUCUAGUGAAACGCCAUUCUCCACGAGAACUGAUUCUUUUAUUAUCCCCAUCACUCGAUGCCUCGGAGAAAAUACCAGCUGACUGGUUUGCUCCUGAAGAGCUAGCAUCGUUUUUUAUUUUACCACGAGUUAUCGAUAAUAUAAUGGCAAUGAACGAUGCAUUGGUGAUGUCAGUGCUAUGCAAGAGCCUAGUGGUGGCGAAAGGUAGGGUUAAAGGAUUGCCCUCUGACAAUCUUUAUGUUAAAGCGUUGAAUAAAUGUAUAAUUGACAUGUCGACUUAUCUCUGGAGGAACAAGAUAUUUACAGAAUCCACCACCUGGGGGCUCCCAAGAGAAUUCUGGCAGAAAAUUACAGAUAGUUUGUACCUUUCCGAUCCCAAUAUAUCGCAAAGGCAUCUGUUUACAAUCCCAUACCUUUAUCCCUUUAGAUUUGUUUGUCAGAAGCUCUUUAGAGAAAUGGAGGAUGAUUACAGUUGUGAUAUACGAUAUGAUAGACCUUUGACGGAUGAUGGUUAUAGAAGUUGGACAAAACAUAUGCAAACCAAUGGAAAGCGUUGGCUGGAGGGCGUUACAGAUUAUGAUACAUUACGAAAGAUGCUAGUACUCCAAUUCAAUGAGCGUGAAGCAUAUUACAGCAUAACAUUAUUUCUUCAAACGUAUGUCAGAAAUUUCCCAGAUAGAAUUGCAUCUUUAGUUAAAUCAAGGCCUAAUUGA
This is a messenger RNA of Eremothecium sinecaudum, 2058 nucleotides long. It is a transcript of the gene CTF3, whose product is annotated as Ctf3p. The transcript has a single exon. The record is from RefSeq and is a predicted model, not a curated record. The coding region runs from base 1 to 2058 and encodes 685 amino acids. Lineage: Eukaryota; Fungi; Ascomycota; Saccharomycetes; Saccharomycetales; Saccharomycetaceae. Gene Ontology annotation, cellular component: cytosol; nuclear body; kinetochore.